Messenger RNA from Condylura cristata (star-nosed mole), 1078 nucleotides. It is a transcript of the gene CD81, whose product is annotated as CD81 molecule. The transcript is spliced from 4 exons. Gene Ontology annotation, cellular component: membrane. The coding region runs from base 83 to 1078 and encodes 331 amino acids. The record is from RefSeq and is a predicted model, not a curated record. Lineage: Eukaryota; Metazoa; Chordata; Mammalia; Eulipotyphla; Talpidae.
UCCUGGUGUCAGUGGCUGGAGGGUCUCCGGGUGGCAGGGGCCUUCCUCGGGGCCAGGGUGAGCCCUGGGCACCCACACCUGGAUGGCCCAGGAGGCUGCAGCCGCACCACCACCCCGGACCUUCGAACCAGGGUGGGCAGACUGCACGUCCCAGGCACACGGGCCUGGGCUGCGGGGUGCCGGGGCACUGCACCCCGCGGGCCGCCCGCCCAGGCAGCGAGCCCUGCAGGCGUGCGAGGAGCGGCCAUCGGGGGCCUGCUCGGCCGGGCCCCGCCAGCAGCUCUGCAGCCUCCCCCGCAGGGGUGUACUCUCCCCCGCCCCCUUUCUCCGAACUCCCUUCACCAGCUCCCCAGGCCCGGACACCCCCAGAUGGGCGCAGGUGUCCUGGGAACUCGGGCUGUCACGCCCCCCGGAGGAGGGCCCGGUGCCCCUGGGGUUUUGGGCUCAGGGUGGUGUCUGGCCAGUCAGAGGUCAGGGGCGGCGCUGCAGCGACUCGGGCUCAGGGGACGCGUGGGGAGCGGCCCUGCGGCUGCUGGCUCAGAGCCGCACCCGGCAGCCGCCCGCGGGGCUGCACCCCAGCCCGGGACCCCGUGUGGCCGCGUGGUCCCCUCGCUGGCUGCUGGCCCUGCUCACGCCGCCCUGCUCCCCCCAGUUGGCCGGAGGCGUGAUCCUGGGCGUGGCCCUGUGGCUGCGCCAUGACCCGAAGACCACCAACCUGCUGUACCUGGAGCUGGGGGACCGGCCCGCACCCAGCACCUUCUACGUAGGCAUCUACAUCCUCAUCGCCGUGGGCGCCGUGAUGAUGUUCGUGGGCUUCCUGGGCUGCUACGGCGCCAUCCAGGAGUCCCAGUGCCUGCUGGCCACGUUCUUUGCCUGCCUGGUCAUCCUCUUUGCCUGCGAGGUGGCUGCUGGCAUCUGGGGCUUUGUCAACAAGGACCAGGUGAGCCCGGCCUCGGCUGUCCGGCCCUCAAUCCCGAAUUCCUUUGGUACGACAGAACCUCUUCGAGGGGCGGAGAGGAAGCCUGAGCGCAUGCGCGAGGACUGCAUUUCCCGUCAGGCCGUGGGAGCGGAGGCCUAG